Molecule: messenger RNA, 1929 nt
Organism: Diaporthe batatas
Lineage: Eukaryota; Fungi; Ascomycota; Sordariomycetes; Diaporthales; Diaporthaceae
Exons: 4
Coding region: 1-1929 (642 amino acids)
Molecular function (GO): oxidoreductase activity
Source: RefSeq, a predicted model, not a curated record
AUGUCGUCUCACAAACAGAAGAGUCACGGCUUUUGCAUUGUUUGCAUUCUGUGCUGCUGUAUGAUUUCUCUGGCUCUUGGUCAGUCAUACGACUAUAAAUUCAACGUCGCUGAAGCAUAUCACACAAAACGGCAGCUUGGAGGCAGUAUCAUCGUCACGACUGGGAUGCCAGUUGGCCCUGGACCGGUCCCCAGUCGGCCUGAUAUUCACGAUCUCCAGAAUGACCAGGACAAGUGGACCUUGUACAUCCUGGCCCUCGACAUGAUGCAGUGGACAGACCAGUCAUUUCCUACAUCUUGGUUCGCCAUCAGCGGUCUACAUGGUGUGCCGUUUGAGCCUUGGAGCGAGGUGUACCCAACUCCUGGCAAUGAGUAUACUGGCUAUUGCCACCAUCAAGACAUUCUCUUUCCAACAUGGCAUCGUGCGUAUGUGGCAUUGUAUGAGCAAGAGCUCUGCCAGCGGAUGCAGUUCAUUGCCACUACGUACUCAGGGGCCGCCAAAAACCGCUUUGAAUCUGCUGCUGCCGACUGCAGAGCUCCAUAUUUCGACUGGGCCACACUUCCAGUGACCUCCAGGGAUAGUAUGCUUCCUGCCAGCAUUGGAGGCAAUCCUAAGAUCAAUGUUUCCGGGCCACAUGGAACGCAGACCAUUGAUAACCCGCUCUUCGCCUACAGCUUCAAGCCCCCCAGCCGAGGGGUCUUUGAGAAUGUGGCACCAUGGGCAGACUGGACGGCUACGAGGAGGGCUCCAACGAGUACACAGCCAGACGCCAUGUCAAACAAUUCCGCCAUCAACACCAAUCUUAUGUUGUACAUCAGCCAGAAUCAGCAGAGGCUCUACAAUCUUUUCACAGGUUACAGCAACUACACCAUCUUCAGCAACGAAGGCUGGAGCAUAGAUGACACUAAACAAGACUCGCUCGAAAACCUUCACGACAAUCUCCACGCCGAACUUGGGGGUCACCAGGGCCACAUGACCAUCGUCCCCUUUUCAGCUUUCGACCCCUUAUUCUUCCUCCAUCACUGCAACGUCGAUCGCAUAUUUGCCAUAUGGCAGGGGCUCCAUCCGGAUGCGUGGAUUGUCCCUGAGGCUGCCCGGGUCAACUCGUACACCACAUCCGUUGGCCAAAUACUCGAUUCCGCCUCCCCCUUGACGCCAUUCUACUCAAAUGUCAACGGGGACUUCUGGACCUCGGACAUGCUCCGCGACACUGCAGCUCUGGGGUAUACAUACAGCGAGCUGGCCAGUUCGGGGAUAUCGCUGUCUAACAAGACCUCGGUCCUCAACGGGCAGGCUCAAUUGACCACCAUAGUUAACCGACUCUACGACUCAUACAGCCCGAACAGCCUCAAGGCCCAGUCUAAACGCUCCAACCGCCGCGGCAAUCCAGUACGGCACGGCCGUGACGAGGAAGGGUGGUACAUGGGUCGCGGCCGCCGAUCAAUAGCCUCACUGCCCGUCACGAAAAUCAUCUCGGAGCAGGGCAAGUACCGGGAGUGGAUUGCAAACGUCCGAGUGAUGAGGCAAGCCCUCGACGGGCCCUUCACAGUCAACCUCGACCUCGGCGGGCCGGACGGACAGACGCUCUACGUGGGCUCCAUGGGCGUCUUCGCCUCGCCGCCCUCGAUCGCGAGCCUGAAGAAGCUGGCGCCCGGGGCGGAGUACAUCGCCGGCACCGUGCCCCUGACAGCGGCCCUCGUCGACGAGGUGGCAGAGGGGACGCUUGCGUCCAUGGACCACGCGGACGUCGAGCCGUUCCUGCGCGAGUACCUUUCGACCCGCGUCGUCCGUGGGGACGGAGCCGAGGCUGACCCGGCUGGCGUCGCGGGCCUGAGCAUCGAGGUCGUCAGUUGGCCCGUCCAGGCUACUUCGAGUGAGGAACAGCUGCCCACCUGGGGAGAGGCCGAUUAUAAGAUUCGCAUCAUGUAG